GCCAGUCAUAUGUUCUCCGGUGCUGGGAGCUGAGCUCACACGGCUCUGCUCUCCGUCUCUCCCUCCUCGUUUCGGUUGCUCGUACCUUUGCACCACCACCGGGGGUUCCGCCGGAACGCUCGCCGAGAGAAGAGCGCCAUGGCCCGUGUGGUGGUUCAAGGGAUGCUGGGGACAGUUCCGGUCGGAGGGGGAAUGAUGCUGAACCGGCGGAGGAGCAAAGCCAGACGGAGAAAGCGAAAGGAGUUGUUCGGCUUCCAGAUGUGCUUCGCGGGGCUGCUGCUGGGGCUCGUCGUGGGGCUCCAGUCGGUGGCACAGAAAGCAGGAUAUCAUGUUUCCAGCUCCAUGGUUGUGCAGGAGGCGAGGUGGGAGAGUCGUCACCUUCUACAAGAGGGCAAUGAGUCCAAGCUGUACUCAGAGGUGGAGAAAAACUGCACUGAACCAGCUAUCCAUGAGUUCCCCAGGGAUUACUUCACCAACCAAGAGCGCACUGAAGGAGCAGUGGGUCUGCAUGUCCUCUGUGCUGUGUACAUGUUCUAUGCUCUGGCUCUGGUGUGUGAUGACUACUUUGUUCCCUCCCUGGAGAAGAUAUGUGAGCGUCUGCACUUGAGUGAGGAUGUUGCAGGAGCCACUUUCAUGGCAGCCGGCAGCUCAGCACCUGAACUGUUCACAUCUGUCAUUGGAGUGUUCAUCACUAAAGGUGACGUUGGGGUCGGCACCAUCGUGGGUUCUGCUGUCUUCAACAUCCUCUGCAUUAUUGGAGUGUGUGGGAUAUUUGCUUUGCAGACGAUACGUCUGUCCUGCUGGCCUCUGCUCAGAGACUCUGUCUACUACACCUUGUCUAUAACUGCUCUAAUAGUGUUCAUAUAUGAUGAAAAAGUGGUUUGGUGGGAAGCUCUCACGCUGAUUCUGAUGUAUUUUGUCUACAUUUUGAUUAUGAAGUUGAACUCUCACGUUGUUCGUUUUCUGGAGAGACGGAAGAAGAACUCGUCCAGUUUAAGGAAUGGUGCUGCCAGUAACGCUGAACUGGAUGAUGGCUGCGAUGCUACGGCUGUUCUGUUGAAAAAAGCGAACCACCACAGGAAGCCAUCCGUGCUGAUGGUAGAUGAGCUGCUGUCAGCGUAUCCCCACCAGCUGUCCUUCUCCGAGGCCGGCAUGAGGAUCAUGAUCACCAGCCACUUCUCCCCCAGAACCCGCCUCACCAUGGCUUCCAGAAUGCUCAUCACUGAGAGGCAGCGUCUCAUUAACACAAGGACUCUGACCAACGGUGACUCUGACGUCCCUGUGAAAGGAGUAAGUCGACGGGGCAUAGAAAACGGUCUUUCCGGAGCCGAGAGGGGCAUCAACGUUCGCCAUGACGACCGAGAGGCGGGCAAUGAGACAGAGAACGAGGACAACGAGAACAACGAGAAUGAUGAAGAGGAGGAAGAAGAGGAUGGAGAAGGACCCUUUGUACCCUUCCAGUGCCCAGCUGGUGUGGUGAAUAAGCUGAAGUGGCUGCUGGCCUGGCCUCUGUGUCUGCUGCUCUACUUCACCGUCCCCAACUGCAACUCACCUCGCUGGGAGAACUGCUUCAUGCUGUCCUUCGCUUGCUCCACCUUGUGGAUCGCUGCCUUCUCCUACAUCAUGGUCUGGAUGGUAACAGUAAUAGGCUUCACACUCGGCAUCCCAGAUGUCAUCAUGGGCAUCACCUUCCUGGCAGCUGGAACCAGCGUCCCUGACUGCAUGGCCAGCCUCAUAGUGGCACGACAAGGAAUGGGAGACAUGGCGGUAUCCAACUCCAUUGGUAGUAACGUGUUUGACAUCCUGGUGGGGCUCGGUCUCCCCUGGGCCCUGAAGACCCUGGCCAUCAACUAUGGCUCUGAUAUCAAACUAAACAGCAAAGGACUGAUUUUCUCUGUGGUGCUCCUGCUGGCAUCUGUGUUCAUGACGGUCCUGGGAGUUCACCUCAACAAGUGGACGCUGGACAGACGUCUGGGUUUAAUGUGUCUCCUCCUCUACACCGUCUUCCUGUGCUUCUCCUGCCUGAUCGAGUACAACAUCUUCACCUUCGUCAACCUGCCCACCUGCCGGGACGACUGAGACGCACAUUUACACUCCACGCUACACGCACAUACACACAGGGGGUGGUGUUUACAAAGAAUCCCAGGUGAAGUAUUACAUAAGUAGCUUGUAGUGUUCAAUGACAGAAAUCUACACCUAAUCAGUAAAAAUUAAUAGGCAAAUAUGAAAUAACUCAGACCUGAUUCACACUGUUUCCGGCUUCUCGUUUCUUUGCCGAGACGACGUCCCACUCUGCUAUUCUUUCCUGCUUGUUUUCCUGCUCGGUGCAAUAUGGAGCUGCUCUGGUGUUUACUCUCGACCAGACCAGAGCGUGGGACUGAUUCCAGGAGCAGAGAUGGAGCUGACGGACUCAUUACAAGCCCUCACAUAGAAGAGCACCGAGGACAACUACCACAAACCAACAUUUACAAAAAGGAAAAGCAUCAUCUUUGUCCAACUACUGCUAGUUUCUGAUGUGAGGACCUUUCAUUUCGAACCUCCUUGUAUUUAGGUGUGAUGUUUCCUAGCUGCUAACCUUUCCUGAUGGGAGAGGCAGGUCUUUUAGAUUUACUAGUUGAGAGUAAAAAUGAUAAAAAGCAAUGAUGUAAAGGGGUGGGAGGGGGUAGUUUAGCACCGUGGUGCAGAUAAUGAAGGGCUGUUUAGACAGUCACGUGUCACGUCUUUAGGCAGAGAACAGAAUCUGUUAUGCAGAUGAGUACAUUUUCAAACACCAUUAUCUUCUGACUAUUUUUACUUCCAUCAUGUGGUCAUAAUUAAGUCUGCUGAGUGACUUUCCCAAUUAUUUCCACCUCCACAGAACCAGGGCAUUAUCCCCUCACUUUUAUAUAAAUUAUCUAACAGCUGUAGCUUUUUUGUUUGGUAUUGAUUAGCUAUUUUUCCAUUUCCCUUCUGUAAAUAGCCCACCCCUGUAAAUAUCCGCAGAUGUCCUAUUUAUUAUUUAUUCAUGUAAUACGCACAUUUGUCCUCUGGAGGUCACAAAAACACUUUCCACACAAGGUUUCAUUUCUGGAGUCAAGCGUCCAAGCCAAGACCUCCUCAGACAACCACUCGUGUACAAAACAAGCACAAUUUCCUCUGAGGGUCGUUUUGCUGAUUUCAUUUGAUUUGGAUUUGUAGUUGUGUGUGUGGAUGUGAAAUGCAGAAUUCAAAGUUGCACUGAAAAGCUUUGCAGGCGGCCAGGCUGCUCCUGCUAAUACAUGCUGAUUAUAAGGAGAAGAUCCUUGUAAAAUGAAGCAGGUUUAUAUGGGGUUCGUGUAUUCGAGAAGCAGAUGUGUUCGUAUGUUUUUUCGGGGAGGGAGGGGAAUUGUUGUUGUCACAGUCUGCACUGACACCCAGGAACAGAAAUAAUGGACUGCUGCUUUUUCUCCUCUUGAAGACACUGACCAAAUAGACUCUAAACAGUGGUGGCAUUAUUCAAAAUGUCAGCUGGACGAGGUUUUUCCUCUGUGGUGGAUAGACGUCCUGCUUCACUCCUGUGCAGCCCAAAGACAAUUUAAGCUAUUUAAGUGGCAGGAAGGUAAUAGUAGAGUAACAAUGCAGGACUUUAACCCCAACUCUUUAAGGUGAGGGUAGUUCCACUUUAUUUUUAUCCAGGAGUUCUUUGUAUUUUGUAAUUCCUAAUGUCUAGAUUUGUCCAGAUAUGGUAGGUUUGUGGUACAUAAAUAAUCCUACUAGUUUUUAGAGCAUGUAUAAUGUGGUUUGUGAAACCCUCCAGGGAUUUGGAUUCCACUGCAGGCCAGCGAAGUCACACUGUUCCUCAAAGACUGUGAGUGACCGCUUGUCAGAGUGUUGAUUCUCACACAGUACCCAUCAAAAUGUCAGCUUUGCCAGCACAUUGGUUCAUUUGAAAUGUCAAGUGCCCUACUCAUGGUUUUUUUUUUUUGGUUUUUUUUUUCUCUAAGGGAAAGCUAUUGCUAAAACUAAAAACUGAAUGACUUUUUCAGGUACUUUGUUAAUUUAUUGAUAAGUAAUAUAAAAGAUCAAAUCUGAGAAUUACGGUCUUUCGAAUGUACAAAUAAUUAAUGUUGUUUUUGUUUCUAUAUCCUCCAUAUUUAUUGAUUUCUCAGAUACAGGCAGAGUACUCUGUGCUAUGACCGGAAAACAGGGUUUGAAUCUAAAGUAAUGCAAUAACUAUGAGCUUACAGAUAUGUAAAUAUGCCACUUUACUAUUCAAAGAAACAUUUAUAGUAGAGUUUAAAAAUGUAUUCAAAUUGUAAAUGAUGUCUGUCAAUAUCAACUUGUCAUUCUUAAUGAAAUGAUUCAUCACUGACAACAAUAAUCUAAAGCAGGACUGUUACCAACAUACAGAACCAGACAGCUCUAAACAUUCCUAAUAAGCUAAACUGUUCAAAUCAUUAUCAGACACUGUUUUAACAUCAUCGAGAUGGGAGCUCUUGAUAAUGGCACCUGAGGUCACCGUUUUUUAUCGUUUAUCAGGGUAGAAAUGUUGCAUCUUUUCUUAAUUAUUUCUUCCAACGUAUGAUAAUACGCUGAAACACUUUACAAAGAAAAUGUUGCCGGUUCUGAUUUCCAAAGGAAAAUUAUGAACGCACAUUUGUACCCCCCCAAAAAAGAUUAAAAUUAAGAGUGAAAAAAAUCACUCUUAACUUCUUUGGUUAGAAAAUUAAUGGUUACGCAGUUUGACUUGGGAAUUCAGAUUAUGAGACAGUAUGUCAGAAUCAUCAGGCACUAAGGAAAAAUUGUGGAAACAUUAAAGGUGCAAUAAGGACCCAAGGUUUCCCUUCUCUGCGGGGAAACCUUGGGUCCUGCAUUCACGUGGAUAACGGCCCAGAGCAUCAUACUGUCCUUUGCAUUUUUCCCCAUUCUGCUGCCAUCUCUUCUACAGUUAAAUGAUGAACACACACACAUGACUCGUCACAUGAUGUGUAAGAGAGUGUGAUUGAUCAGAUCAGGCCAUGGUCCAGCUCCUACACCUGUGUAUUCUUCAGUAUGGACGCUGACCAGUCUGUAGCUAUACAGCAUCAUACAGAGCUGCUCUGGAGAUGCUCUGAACCAAUCAUGGAGGCGUUACAGUAUGGUCUUUGUCAAAAUCACUCUGAUCCUAACACUGCCCUUUUUCUUUCCUGCUUCCAAAAUAGUGGAACACACUUCAACAAGUGACUGUUCAAGAUUCAGUGAUUUUAGUCAAAUCAAGAAGUGGAUAAUUCAUACAUAUUGUAGCAUUUUAUCACUAGCUACUAACUCCCUGCUGCUCAGUCUUGGUAGGCUGACCCACUCCAUGUCAAUUGAUAUGCUGACUGUUGAAGACAAAUCACUGUCAUCCACCAUGCCUGUAUAAACCAGGAAUUUUCUUUUGGUUUAUUAUGUUUAUCAGAAAAUAUCUGUAUCCAGCACUUUACCGUCAAAAACUCCCGGUAUGCUACAGGUGAUUUGGUUCAAUGCAUUCUGUGCUGCUAUUCACUGCAGGAACCAAGUCUCUGAAAUGAACCAAAAUGCCACCAAAAUGCUCACAUUCUGAAACGAGGCAUAUUGUAGAGGAGAUUUCUAAAUAAUUUGUGAUAUUCACAUGGGUUAUCCCCCAUUGCUGAUGUACAUAUGUAUAUAAAUAGGUGUAAAUGUAUUCAUAUAUUUUUUGUCUCAAUCUGUAUAUCUGUUGAAUAUAUUUUCAUAGAUCCUAGGUCUCCCUUGUACUUCCCUUUGUUUUGAUGUGUGUGAGACCUCUGACGCUAUCGUCCUUUGUUUACUCGCAUGGAGAUAUUUCAAUAUAAUAAAUUAUUUAUGGUAAAUCUUGACGUGCUUUGGGAUGAAAGUCUGGAGAGUUUUUAGAUGGCACUGGAUGUAGUUUGAACUGGAUAUCCUAGGUGACUGCAUGCCGCUGCUAACAUAGGACAUAAUAAGAGAUGGAGAGUGAGAGUGUUUGCAGAUGCUGUUUCUCUACGUACCCGAGCUUUACCUUCCUACAGAAGAAACUUUUGAACAGAAUGGUUUACUUUGUGUUUAGAUGUUUCAAAUGUACUUUUAGAGGUCAUUUUGCUACCUGAGCAUUAAUAAAGUUGUCUUUGCUUAAGGUAACCCCA
Messenger RNA from Amphiprion ocellaris (clown anemonefish), 6098 nucleotides. RefSeq names its product solute carrier family 24 member 3 (gene slc24a3). The record is from RefSeq and is a predicted model, not a curated record. Gene Ontology annotation, biological process: intracellular calcium ion homeostasis; calcium ion transmembrane transport. Gene Ontology annotation, molecular function: calcium channel activity; calcium, potassium:sodium antiporter activity. The transcript has 17 exons. The coding region runs from base 139 to 2079 and encodes 646 amino acids. Lineage: Eukaryota; Metazoa; Chordata; Actinopteri; Pomacentridae. Gene Ontology annotation, cellular component: membrane.